AUGGCGACCUCUAGUAGCGGCAACCAGACUAGAUACUUCACGGAUUCUACAAUCCGUGAAGUAAUCUACACCUAUAAACUGGCAAAUAAGAAAGUAUACAUGUCUUCUGCUUUACAAAAAAAGUCGCUAGUUGUCGAGAAAAUGAAAAGAAUUUACGUCUACAUUCAUGGUCAAACCGCUAGUAAAUUGAUCACUCAUGUUCCGGACAUAGUUAUUAAGCAGGGUCUUCAGAAGAAGAUACCUUACACUCGUCCUAUGUUUGGCGUACUCAUGUUUGUAGAUGUCUCAGGUUUCACUGCCCUAUGUGAGAAGUAUGGCAUGGAGGCUAAAAAAGGUUGUGGCUCCGACGCCUUGACUAAAACUCUAAAUGAGUACAUGGGUGCUAUAGUUGAGAAUAUACUGGACUCUAAUGGUGACGUCAUCAAGUUUGCAGGAGACGCUAUUCUCUCUUUCUGGGAAACAACAACGAAGACAGCCCUCAACGGUCUAGUCAGUGCUUUAAAAUGUGGAAUGAAAAUACAAAAAAAAUGCGACAAUUGGGACACGGAGGUUGGAGUGAAACUACGAGUUAAGAUAGGAGUGGCAGUUGGACCACUGUACGCAACGUUCAUAGGGAACAAAGACAGUCAACAGUUUGUGAUGUCAGGUCCAUGUAUCAAUAAUGUACGAGACGCGGAGAACGCGGCAAGUGCAGGACUGCUUGUCUUGUCACCCAAGACUUGGAAAGUUUGUCCCGAUAAGAAAAGAAUGACGUAUGCAUUGAUGAGAGAUUCGGAACAUGUAAAGGUUCUGAACAUUACCAAGGACUGGGGAAAGGAAUACGACCCGUCGAAGUCAAAGGUCGUUUCCGCCGUCAGUUACUUCACGAAGAAAAGUAACUCAAAUUUUAACAACGCGUUGCCACGGAAACGACAGCACAUCGAUACUAUUGUGCGUAAAGGAAUGCUGGAACCUUACGUAGCGGCGCCUGUAAUUAACAAGAUAGAGGAAAAUCAGCCACUGGAAUAUCUGUGUGAACUUCGACAAGUCUCCAUCGUCUUCAUCAAUCUCACUUUAACUAGCGUUCCUAAAGAAGUCGAGUGUUUUAUUCUUCAAGACGCUUUCGAUGCUAUCAAUGAGACAGUGGUUCAGUUUCAAGGAUGCUUGAACAAAGUAUUCAUGUUCGAUAAGGGAUGUACAUUCCUCGUCAUCUUUGGUCUCCCUGGUUACAAACACGAGAACGAGUGUGCGCAUGCGCUUCAAUGUUCUCACAGAAUCAGAGAGCGUAUUGAAUCCAUCGACAAAAUCAUACGUGCUUCAAUUGGCGUUACUACUGGCAACGUGUUUUGUGGUGUGGUUGGUCACCCGGACAGGCAUGAGUACACUGGUAUGUCAAUCCUAACACAACUUAUACAGUACUAG
Messenger RNA from Saccoglossus kowalevskii, 1401 nucleotides. Its product is annotated as adenylate cyclase type 10-like. Lineage: Eukaryota; Metazoa; Hemichordata; Enteropneusta; Harrimaniidae. The record is from RefSeq and is a predicted model, not a curated record. Gene Ontology annotation, cellular component: cytoplasm. Gene Ontology annotation, biological process: cyclic nucleotide biosynthetic process; intracellular signal transduction. Gene Ontology annotation, molecular function: adenylate cyclase activity.